Messenger RNA from Recurvomyces mirabilis, 753 nucleotides. RefSeq lists its product as uncharacterized. The coding region runs from base 1 to 753 and encodes 250 amino acids. Lineage: Eukaryota; Fungi; Ascomycota; Dothideomycetes; Mycosphaerellales; Teratosphaeriaceae. The record is from RefSeq and is a predicted model, not a curated record. The transcript has 2 exons.
AUGCCACGCCCGGUACAUAUCGAUCGCACGCUCGCGGCACGCCUCAAUCUCGACCAGGAUGCGCUGGCCAAGUACCUCGCGACCUUGAACAUCUCUACCACAGCCGGCACGGGAGCUGCAGCCACCGCCAAUACCACCAGCGUCUCCCUUCUACCCACGAGCACGACCUCCUCCACGUCCACGCCAGCGCUCACUCCUUCCGAAAACUCGCGCGACAACCGCGGCGGCGCAUGCCUCACCCCUCGCGCCACUUCCACUACCGCGUCUACCUCUUCUCGCGCACACGGCGUUCUGCUCACUCCUUCUGCUUCGACCAUCACUUUCUCCGCCGCUAGCUCAGCUGGAAGUGACAAUGACAGUGCGAGCUCCACUCCCACCAUCACCAACACACGCGACGACACUGUCUCUAUCAGUGGUGCCUCCUCGACCCCGACGAACGAAGACGUCCUCGCCUUCUUCAAUACCCAGUACGGCAAAGGCGGGAGACUCGAGGGGUACCAGAAGCUCUGCGAGCACCUCGACGUCUCACCCAUCCCGAGUUCGAUCACUCGGUGCAAGAAGGCUCUCGAGGACAUCCACAUCAACAUCCGCGACUUCGUCCAGGCCUACGAGAACGGCGAUCCCGUCCCGCGCUUCUCUUCCGUCAGUGGUCUGCGUCAAGAUAUCAAGGGCGGUCGUCAGUACCCACUCAAAAUCGCAAAGGCAAAUCCAAUCUUGAGCGGUAUGCUCGUCACAGUCUACUUCAAGAAGUAG